Messenger RNA from Oncorhynchus masou masou (cherry salmon), 1886 nucleotides. RefSeq names its product hydroxyacylglutathione hydrolase (gene hagh). The transcript has 9 exons. The record is from RefSeq and is a predicted model, not a curated record. Gene Ontology annotation, cellular component: mitochondrion. Gene Ontology annotation, molecular function: hydroxyacylglutathione hydrolase activity. Gene Ontology annotation, biological process: glutathione metabolic process. NCBI's taxonomy places the organism in Eukaryota, Metazoa, Chordata, Actinopteri, Salmoniformes, Salmonidae. The coding region runs from base 246 to 1028 and encodes 260 amino acids.
UACUCCAUAGUACUAUGGUUUUGUGUUCUCUGGCUUACUUGUUUACUUUCAUGUGAAUGACAGCUUGAAUAAAUUGACAGCAAGCUCUCUCUGACAGGGUUACAAUAGCUAAACUUUACUUGGCUGUUCUCCAAGAACCACGUAGCCCUUGUGUGCAUUCCCCUGCGCACGUCCAAGCAGCCCUUCUACACAAGGAAGCUCCUGAUAUCCCGAUAAGGAAGUCUUUACUGGUGGAGCAGAGCGACAUGAAGGUAGAACUGCUGCCAGCCCUCACUGACAACUACAUGUACCUUCUCAUUGAUGAGGAGUCAAAGGAAGCUGCCAUCAUAGACCCAGUUGAACCAGUGAAGGUUGUAGAAGCUAUCAGAAAGCACGGUGUGAGACUUACAACAGUUCUGACCACCCAUCACCAUUGGGACCAUGCGGGAGGCAAUGAGAAGAUGGUGAGGCUGGUGCCUGGUCUCACUGUGUACGGAGGAGAUGACCGGGUGGAUGCCCUCACUAAGAAAGUCAAACACUCCAACACAUUCAAAGUUGGUUCACUUACAGUCAAGUGUUUGUUUACGCCAUGCCACACCACUGGCCACAUUUGCUACCUUGUGACCAAAGACAACAGCACUGAGCCUCCAGCUGUCUUCACAGGGGACACACUGUUUGUUGCUGGCUGUGGGAAGUUUUUUGAGGGUACAGCUGAACAGAUGUACAGGGCAUUGAUAGACGUGCUGGGACGUCUGCCCCCUGAAACACGUGUUUACUGUGGUCAUGAGUACACCAUCAACAAUCUGAAGUUCGCUCGACAUGUGGAGCCCGACAACGAGGUCAUCAAGAGAAAACUAGCAUGGGCAAAGGAGAAAGUCAGUAAUGGAGAACCAACCAUCCCCUCCACUGUGGCUGAAGAAUUCAAAUUCAACCCCUUUAUGAGAGUGAAAGAGAAGUCUGUGCAAGAGCAUGCUGGGCAGAAUGACCCUGUUGAAACCAUGAGGAGUCUCCGUAAGGAGAAAGAUGGCUUCCGGGUCCCCAAGGACUGACUGCAGAAUGGAGUCUAGUGAAAUCCGUUCCACUACAUGCGUACCAGUGCACUGGACUUGUUACUAACAACUAUGGCAAAAUAUUUCCUACCUGUUUCAUUCACUACAUAAAAUACUGUAUUUACUACAUUUCAACAUUCUGUACAUUAGCUUAUAGACCUAAUGCAAGCAUCAAGCAAAACAUUGUAGUCUCGUCACGAGGAAGACGAGAGAUUGAGUAUAAACUGGAUUUACAGAAUACAAUUUGAUAUGUAUUGCAGAAGAUUGAUUCAAGAAUCUUGACUUGAAUUAAGUUUUAAUUUAGCUUUUAAUCAGGUUUGAUUACUGAAAUGUACAGUUUGAUGUAGAGUGAAUACAGUAUUGAUAUUCUAUAAUGUGAAAUAAUAUUUUAAUAAACCCCAACAAUUCUUAUCUGCAGAAGCAAAACCAAACUAUAAAGAGCAGGGUGAAGCUUGAAUAAGUAGAUUGUCUUAAUGUGCAAUGUUUGUAAAUUAAUUUAGACUUUUUGUCUCUGUAUAAAGGUUUCUUAUCAAGUGUUUGACUUUAAUAUGGUAUAUUCACUGAAGACAAUAUUUCAGAGGUUUGGGGUAUAGUCCCUUUAGAGAAGCCAGGGCUACCUUAGUGUGAUUGCUGGACAUAUAGAAAAUCAAGACUGAAGCGCUUCCUAACAUCUCUCAUACUAUAGAAAAUAAGACAACUUAUGCUCUUUGUUAAUCAAAAGCUCCAUAUAUAUAUAUAUAUAUACAUACACACAUAUCAGGCUUUUUUGUGUGCCAAUGAAGUUUGUGAUGCAUAGGUUUUAUUAAAAGCUCCAUUGUCUCCUUCACAGAAAAAGCAAUAAAGCAGAUUGUUUCUAUU